GGGUCCUCCCUGAGGGGCGAAGAAGAGCCCCCUUCCUUUCGGCGCUGCUCCUCUGGGGCUCCUCCCCAGAAGGGCCUUUCCCGGGCCGGGGGCGGCGAGGCUGCUUCCUCCCGCCCGAGGGACGAGGUCCGUCCCAGCCGGUUCCUGCAGCCCGGGAGGCCGGCCAGGCCCAGAGGCGGAAGGAGCGGCGCCAGAGGAAGGCGCGCCUCGCCCGGGACGGGGAGCCCAGACGCCAGGGUUGCUCAAGGACUGAAGAACUAGAAGACAACAUUGUCUGCAUUGGAUAGCUUUGUAUAUGGAAGGCAUGUCAGAAAUCGAUUUUGAAAAGUUAGCUGAAAUAGAAUUAAGGAAAGAUGAGGCAGAAAAUGCAGAUCUUGAAGGGAGCCAGGUAUCAUUUGCAUCUGUGUCAAAUGGUGAUGCUGAAAUAAGCCCAACACACCCAUAUUAUGAUGUGGCCAGACAUAAUAUACUUCACCUUGUAGGUGAUGAUAAUUUGGGGAGAAAAGUGAUUGCUUUCAGUUGCUGCCGUUUGCCUCCUUCCUAUCAACUUAAUCACAGACGGUUAUUAGAAUAUUUAAAGUAUGCACUGGACCAGUAUGUGGAAAAUGAUUACACAGUGGUCUACUUUCACUAUGGAUUGAACAGUAAGAACAAGCCCUCCCUGAGUUGGUUACAAAGCGCCUACAAAGAAUUUGACAGGAAGUAUAAGAAAAACCUGAAAGCGCUCUACAUUGUACAUCCAACCAAUUUCAUAAAAAUUAUUUGGAACAUUUUUAAACCUCUAAUCAGUCACAAGUUUGGAAAAAAGGUAAUCUAUCUGAAUUACCUGAGUGACCUGAGAGACCAUCUUAAAUACGACCAACUUAAGAUCCCUCAAGAAGUUAUUCGACAUGAUGAAAAUCUUCGGACUAAACAAAAGAAAAAGCCACUUGCUGCAGUGAAGAUCCCUCCACCAAGACCCCCUCUUCCAACCCAGCAGUUUGGUGUCAGUUUGGAUCAUCUCAAAGCUAAAAACAAAGGUGAAUUAAUCCCACCAGUAAUGAAGCACACUGUGUCUUAUCUAAAAAGGAAAGGACUCAGAGCAGAAGGACUGUUUAGACGGUCAGCCAGCAUACAAAGUAUUAAGGAGAUUCAGAAACUCUAUAAUCAGGGAAAAUCUGUUAAUUUUGAUGAUUAUGGAGAUAUCCAUAUUCCUGCUGUCAUACUUAAGACUUUACUCAGGGAACUCCCAGAGCCUUUACUGACCUUUGAACCCUAUGAUCAAAUCAUUGGAAUUACCAGUGUAGAAAGUAGCUUACGGGUGAUGAACUGCAGAGAAAUUGUACAUGGACUUCCUGAGCAAAAUUAUGCUGUUCUGAAGUUUCUUAUAUGCUUUCUCCAUAUGGUGUCACAGGAAAGCAUUUUCAACAAAAUGACUGGUUCCAACCUGGCUUGCGUCUUCGGCCUGAAUUUAAUCUGGUCACCCAAAGGCACUCCUUCUUUCAGUACUCUGGUGCCGAUAAAUAUUUUCAUUGGGUUACUGAUAGAUUUCUACCCCACAAUCUUCAGUUCUCGAAGUGUACCUGGUGAGCAGUUACCUUGAAAACGCAUACAGUACUGGGAUGCACCCCUAGGAAGGACACUCAUUAUUCUGUGUUGGACUCCAUUGAAUCUAUUUUCAGUGCAUACAGAAAUGAAUUGCUUCACAUGAAGAAGCCUUGUACAAAAUAGGCUUUUUCCCACUGGCAACUCCAGGUGCCAGGUGUGUGUGUGUCUUCCAAAUCUGCUACCUCUGUUCCCUUGGUUGAUGCCAGAGAUUGGAUCUGGGACCACUAACAUACAAGACAGGGCACUUUCCCACUGAGCUGUGCUCCCAAUCAAAUUUCUCUUAAAUUUUUCAAAGCACAUGACUGUGUAACAUCUACAAAGCUAUCAGUACAAAAAAAUCUUAGAAAGUAAUUUUGAGGGUGCAAGGUGUAACAGUUGAUUUAGAUUUCAUUCCUUUAGUAAUGUCUGCCUUUUAAAGCAUUUAAGUUGCAUACAGUCUUAAAUUACUUAUACUGUAGCCCACCUGUGAUCUUUGGAUGAAGGACAUUAUAUAAACUUAAUAAGAAAUAUUUUUUGCUAUGCUUUCUCAAGAACACUUUAUACAUAUAUGAAUGCAAUGCUGUAAAAACUGUGUAUAUAUGGAUUUUUGUAUGGUAAGUGUUUAUUGUAUGUGAAAUCCUUCCUCCAAGGGUUCAUGGGCAUGGGUUGAUAGAGGGGAGUCACAUGAGUCCUCCUCUAGAAAGAUGAAUUUGGUCUAAAUCUAAAUUCAGUUGAUCUCUCAUCAUCUGGCUCAGAAACUGAUGGCUGACAGCCUACUGACUGGCGCCUAGCAACAAGUACAUACUGCUAUUUUAGCUGCCACUAGAUAAUUAUAAAUGUAUCCUGGCACCCUCAUUGUUUACCAUAUUUAUAAAUGACCGAGAGGAUGUACUAGAGGAGCCACUUGGCCACCCGCCCAAACCUGGGGUCAGGAGGACUCCAUUAUUAUGGUAUGCUGACAACGCAGCCAUUCUCUCAUGUUCCAGACCAGGUCUAAAUUAUCAACUAAAGAGGUUCAUGCCUUAUUGUGUACAGAAUGGCCUAAAAAUUACCUUUGGGAAAUCUAAAAUUUGGGUUUUUGAAAAGAAUCUUUCCCAAUGCCAAUGGUCACUAGAUUGAGCACGCCCAAUGCUAAUGGUCACUAGAUGAGCCAGUGUGGUGUAGUGGUUAAGAGUGGUAGUCUCGUAAUCUGGGGAACCGGGUUCGCGUCUCCGCUCCUCCACAUGCAGCUGCUGGGU
Messenger RNA from Podarcis muralis (Common wall lizard), 2804 nucleotides. The record is from RefSeq and is a predicted model, not a curated record. NCBI's taxonomy places the organism in Eukaryota, Metazoa, Chordata, Lepidosauria, Squamata, Lacertidae.